Molecule: messenger RNA, 1895 nt
Organism: Onthophagus taurus
Lineage: Eukaryota; Metazoa; Arthropoda; Insecta; Coleoptera; Scarabaeidae
Source: RefSeq, a predicted model, not a curated record
AGUUGCCUUAUCCAAGCGUCCAAUAGCAAUAACGAUUCACGAUCACGUGAGCUAGGGUUCUGAUACGCGGCCAUUUUUAAUUUAAAUUUUUUAAUAGUUUGUUUUAUUAAUAAGUUAUUAAGCGUGUUUUUGGUGUUGUGUACAUACAAAUUAUGUCUAAUAUGAGUCAAGAUGUUAUUUUACCCUCAAAAAAAGGGAAAGGAAGAAAAAAAAUAGCCGAUAAAUCAAAAUGGAAAAGAGAAAUCAGUAAGCGUGAAAGAUAUUCCUCUCCUAAUCUGCCAUGUUUCCCAAUAUGCAAGCACAAUGGCAAAACCUUCCACUGCAAAAAAUUAACAGGAUUGGAUAUUUACAAUUUUCAUCGGAAUUUUUAUUUGCAUAAAAAUAAAGUUGAGCAGGAUGCAUUUAUUUUAAAAUACUGUAGCCACGACAAACCAAAAAGACAAAACCGAAAUUUAAAAGAAGGAAGCAGUCGAAAAAGUGUGGCAAUAAAAUACUUUGUGAAAAAAUGUCGCUAUGAAAAAUAUAAAAUUCAAGUGUGCCAACAAACGUUUCUUCAGAUUCUUCACGUUUCCAAAGAUCGUGUACAAAGAAUUUGCAGAAACCAUUUAAACACAGGACUAAUGCCAAAAGAAAACCGAGGGGGCGACCGGAUUAGUACAAAAUUUGUUGAGAAACGAAUUGCGGUAAAAAGAUUUAUUGAAAAUUUAAAAUGUGUAGAAAGCCACUAUUGUAGAUCAAAAACAGAUAGUAGACAAUAUUUGCCUAGCGGAUUAAGCAUCUCAAAACUUUGGCGCACUUAUAACAGCAAUGUUAAUUCUGAACAUCAUGUAAAAAGAACAUUUUUUCAAAAAAUUUUUACUAAUGAUUACAAUAUUGGCUUUGGAACUCCGGUAACUGAUGCAUGUUCCAAAUGCAUCGAACUGUCGGAGAGAAUAAAACAGGAAAUGCGUCCUAAUGAAAAAAACAAAUUAAUUAUAGAAAAAAGAGUUCAUAAAUUAAAAGCAACGGCGUUUUUCAAAAAACUACAAGAAAAGAAAAAUGAAUUAAUUACAUUUUCAUUUGAUUGCCAAAAAAAUUUGGUUAUACCAAAAAUACCAGAUCAAAUUGCCUACUUCAGCCGGCAGCUAUACAUCUAUAAUUUUACCAUUGUAAGAGGUUCUUCAAAAAGUCACAUGAACCCAGAAAACGUAUUUAUUUAUACGUGGAUGGAGCAUGAAUAUAAAAAAAGUUCCAAUGAGAUAUCAUCAGCUGUGUUUCAUUGCCUAUCACAAGUCGAUCUUUCACCAUAUUCAAAUAUACGUCUAUGCGCUGAUGGUUGUGGAGGACAAAAUCGGAAUUCUACAAUGAUAGGAAUGUGUUCUUAUUUUUUGGCAAAUGUGGCACCUCCGAAUGUUAAAACAAUAGAAUUGAUUUUUCCAGUGCCUGGACAUUCAUAUCUCCCAUCUGAUAGGAUAUUCGGUCGCAUUGAAAAAAUUUUAAAGAAAGAAUCAACUAUUAUAGAUCCAAAAAUUUAUAGAAAUAUUUUUGAGGAGCAUGGAACUGUUGUGCAGCUGGGCAAGGAUUGUGAAGUAAAAGAUUGGAAGUUGAGCGUUAAAGAAUUUUUGAAACCUGUUCAAGCGUGGCACUUUAAGUUUUCGCAAGCAAAAAGAUUUAUUUUAUCGAAAAGUCAAAGAAAUUUAAUUCUUGUUAGUGGAGAGGUUUAUUACAAUUCUGACACUGGGACUGCAAAGUCAUUAUUAAAAAGAGGGAAAACAUUCAGUUAUUUCUCACCAAAUCAAAUUGAAAUGAGAGUUGAUUUGAAUCAAAAAAAGGUCGGUAACGUCAGGGAGCUUUUAAGAAAACAUUUUGGUGAUAGGUGGAUGGAAAGACAAGACUUGAGUUUUUUAUACCUUUAG